AUGUCGGAAGCCUUUGGUACUUCUACAGGCGUGCCAGUCGUCGCGACGACGCACGGCGGCAACGCAGCCUACCACAAUUUCCACAACGAUUUCGUCCACAUACAAGACCCCAAUGAACGCCGCCGUCUUGCUCUUGCCGAAAUCGACAAGGCCCCCUUCGGCUGGUAUCACGUAAGAGCCUGUCUUGUAGCCGGGAUCGGUUUCUUCACCGACUCAUACGACAUCUUCGCCGUCAGUUUGUUGACUGCUAUGCUUGGCAUCGUCUACUAUGGCGGCACGAUGCCAACUGCUUCGGAUAGCGCCAUCAAACUCUCCACCUCGGCCGGCACUGUUGUUGGACAGCUUCUCUUCGGUUACCUUGCCGACCGAUAUGGUCGAAAGAAGAUGUACGGAAUCGAGCUGUUGAUUAUUAUUUUUGCCACUGUUGGUCAAGCUCUUGCAUCCGAAUCCCCUUCGGUCAACAUCGUCGGCCUUAUCAUCUUCUGGCGUGUGCUGAUGGGGGUGGGCAUCGGUGGUGACUACCCCCUAUCGAGUAUCAUCACAUCCGAGUUCGCGACGACCAAGUGGCGAGGUGCCAUGAUGGGUGCCGUUUUCGCCAUGCAAGGUAUUGGUCAAGCUGUCGCUGCCCUGGUCAUGAUCUUCGUCACACUCGGCUUCAAGGAGUCCCUCUCCCAGUCUCGAGGAAUUAGCGAAUGCACGGGAUAUUGCGCCGUCUCCGUCGACAAGAUGUGGAGGACCCUGAUUGGCGUUGGUGCUGUCCCGGCUUGCAUUGCUCUCUACUACCGAUUGACCAUCCCGGAAACUCCUCGAUACACCUUCGACGUCGGUCGCGACGUUGAGAAGGCUGCCAAUGAUGUCCAGGCGUACAUGGCUGGCAAGCACGGAGGCAACCCCGAGGAAGUGGCCCGAAUCCAAGCACAAAAUGCGGCUCAUGAAACGCUGAAGGUCCCCAGGGCCAGCUGGGGCGACUUCGCACGUCACUAUGCCAUUCCCAAGAACGGCCUGCUUCUCUUCGGGACCGCUGCCUCCUGGUUUGUGCUCGACGUCGCCUACUACGGUCUUUCCCUCAACACGGCCACAAUUUUGAGCGUCAUUGGGUACUCGAGCAGUUCUGCGAACACCACGUACGAAUUCCUCUACAAGACGGCCGUGGGAAACUUGAUCGUGGUCUUGGCGGGUGCCGUUCCCGGCUACUGGGUCUCUGUCGCAACUAUCGAUACGCUUGGCCGGAAAACCAUUCAAUUGGGUGGUUUCAUCAUUCUCACUAUCCUUUUCGCCGUCAUGGGUUUUGCAUACUACCACAUAAGCACCACCGGACUACUUGUCAUCUACGUUCUUGCACAGUUCUUCUUCAACUUCGGGCCUAAUAUGACGACUUUUAUCGUGCCCGGAGAAGUGUUCCCCACCCGCUACCGAUCUACGUCGCACGGCAUCUCCGCCGCGUCGGGCAAAAUCGGCUCCAUUAUCGGCCAGGGCGCCAUUGCCACUCUGCGCACGAAGGGGUACGUGGCCGGCUCUAAGAACAAGAACCCGUGGAUAGACCACGUGCUCGAGAUUUAUGCUUUGUUCAUGCUUCUCGGCUGCUUCACCACUCUCUGCAUUCCCGAGACAAAACGAAAGACCCUUGAGGAGCUUUGUGGAGAGGAACAGCCUGUUACUGCCAUGUCAUCUUCGAGCGCUGGCAGCAACAGGGUCAUUAGCCACGACAAGUCUCAUAAUAAAGCGUCCGGAUGA
This is a messenger RNA of Pseudomassariella vexata, 1734 nucleotides long. Its product is annotated as major facilitator superfamily domain-containing protein. The record is from RefSeq and is a predicted model, not a curated record. The transcript is spliced from 4 exons. Gene Ontology annotation, biological process: phosphate ion transport; transmembrane transport. Lineage: Eukaryota; Fungi; Ascomycota; Sordariomycetes; Amphisphaeriales; Pseudomassariaceae. Gene Ontology annotation, molecular function: phosphate transmembrane transporter activity. Bases 1 to 1734 code for a protein of 577 amino acids. Gene Ontology annotation, cellular component: membrane.